AUGACACCACGAAAUCGUUCCCUGACAGGGUGUGGCACAUGCCGGCUACGACGCCUGAAGUGUGACGAAGCUCGGCCAGGUUGCCAACUGUGUCGCAUAUUCGGGGUGCCGUGUCCUGGUUACCAAGGUCAAUUGCAAUGGACCCAGCAAAACGAUGACGAACCUUUGGACCGUGUCUUCAGACGACCGUUAUUCUCAGAGCCCAAGCAAUUCGCGAAAUGUUUGCUCAGCUGUGCAGAGGUCGAACAAGAGACCAUGUCCCAAAAGAUCACAGACAGCCUUGAACGCCAGAGUGUGAAUGCAGCUCUCGAAAUGGUUGACUGUCAACCUCACCCCCCAGGCGCCGUCCAGCUGCAGAAUUUCUCACAGGGACCAUUUGGCGUUUUGAACCUUUCAACUGAUAAGAGCCCGCUCAUCGGGAGCAUGGAAUCGAACCCAAGUUCAGCCACAGCGGCAAGCCCCCGAAAUGUGAUGCCAUCUCCAAUCCUGGCGGUCUCUCAACUUGAAAAUCCUUCUCCUGAACUUUCGACACCAGCACCAUUCCCCCUAGGAACCGAUAAUUCGCCGGAUCGAACCUCAAAUCUUGAAAGAACGUCCGCAGGCUAUUCUUACAGCACCCCGGAAGAAUUUAUCUCGACAAUCAGUUCUUUGUUUACAAGUCCUCCACUGAUCGCUCCGCUUACCACGAGUAUUCCCAAAAAACCUCACUUGAUACCCCAGAGAGCGCCUCAUCUUAUCCGUUAUUUCAGCCAUCACGUUCGCUCUAUGUCGUAUCCUCUCAAGGGUCGAAAACUGUGCCCCUGGCAGACGAUCCAUCUUCCUAGAGCCGAGCAAGCUUAUGCAGAGCUUUUAGUUCACGGUGUUGCCAGUCAUACUGGGCUUGCUCUGUUUUACUCCCUCCUGGCUGCGAGCUGUUUCCAACUCUUCACGACAGAAGAUCACAGCCUUGAUUACGAAACGGAAGGCAAUGAAUACAUGCAGCUCUCGAAUUAUCACCUGGAGAAGAGCAUUAGGCAGGAAGUCAACUGCCUGGGGAAAAUAAAAUACAAGGAGCUUUUGUUAGCUCUGUUGUCAAUGGUGAUGCUUGAGAUCCGCUGUGGAAAUUACACCAAGGCCCAGAACCUCCUGGUGGAAUCCGAAUGUCUGAUUCGAAAACGAGGCUUACCGAAAGCCCAUAAGUCCCUCAAAGUUCGCACCCUGCAUCACAUUUACGCUUUCACACGCAUAAUGGCCGAAAGCACCUGUGGGUGUGCUCUUAUGGAAAUAUGUCCUACGCGACCCAGCAUCAGACUGGCUUCAAACGAAGCAGCCCUCGGUUUGCCGCGGAGUUUCCGAGUGGCAGAAGAGAGCACGAUUUCCGAUUUGGAUGCAACACUCGAAAAGUCGUCCCAUGUCGGGAUCGGUGACAUUCAUCUGGAGAUACUGGGAGUCUGGAAAGAAUCACUCUUCCCAGAGAUUUACGGUCUGCCAGAGUCUUUGAUCGGCCUGUUAUCCCAGACUGUCAGACUCGCAAACGAGCAAGAGCUUCUUCAUCGGGAUACCACCGUUGAUGUUGAUCUUGUCUUGAACUUGAACAAGCGAACAAAGACACUUGAGCAUCAGGUCCUUUCUUGGAAGCCUGACAGCAAACCUCCACGCUCUCGACUUGAUCCAAUAAUGAGAAACUCGCCACACAUGGAGACGAUUGAAGAACGUUAUUUGAGCUUGGCUGUACAUCAUGCCCUGAUCCUCUUUUACUAUCGACGCAUGCACAACAUGAAUGCUUUGAUUCUACAGGACACAGUGCGUAAGGUGCUUGGAUUUAUCAGACAAGCCGAGGAAUCUUGUGGACCAAGUGACAAUGUGCGAGUCAUGUUGCUUUGGUCCGCAUUUAUCGCAGGGUGCGAAGCCCUUGAGUCGGAAUUGCAAACUGGCCUAAUGGACUGGAUCUCCUCCACUGGAAGUCGUUUUUCGAUCCCCGCCUUUACAGCUGCUGCCAAUGUUGUUGAGAGGGUAUGGAAAGCACGGAAAGAUGGGAUGGACUACACUAUCAGUUGGUUCAAUGUGAUGGAAAAUGAUCGCUGCCCUAUCCUUGCAGUUUGA
This is a messenger RNA of Penicillium brevicompactum, 2082 nucleotides long. Its product is annotated as Zn(II)2Cys6 transcription factor. The transcript is spliced from 4 exons. Gene Ontology annotation, molecular function: transcription cis-regulatory region binding; DNA-binding transcription factor activity, RNA polymerase II-specific; zinc ion binding. The record is from RefSeq and is a predicted model, not a curated record. NCBI's taxonomy places the organism in Eukaryota, Fungi, Ascomycota, Eurotiomycetes, Eurotiales, Aspergillaceae. Bases 1 to 2082 code for a protein of 693 amino acids. Gene Ontology annotation, cellular component: nucleus. Gene Ontology annotation, biological process: positive regulation of transcription by RNA polymerase II.